Molecule: messenger RNA, 2948 nt
Organism: Daldinia loculata
Lineage: Eukaryota; Fungi; Ascomycota; Sordariomycetes; Xylariales; Hypoxylaceae
Exons: 13
Coding region: 191-2527 (778 amino acids)
Biological process (GO): L-lysine biosynthetic process
Molecular function (GO): 4 iron, 4 sulfur cluster binding; homoaconitate hydratase activity
Source: RefSeq, a predicted model, not a curated record
AUUAUCGAUUUUUUUUUUUCCUUUGCGAUGCAACUCCGACGCCGGCUUUGUGUAACGAAUGCGCCAGGGUAGGAAUCGAAGCUAUCACCAAUAUCAACAUCCCCCCCUCCUUAUUCGCUGUUGACGGUGAAUCGCUAGGAACGACCUCUUUGGAAUCGUCAACGCCAUUUACUGGGUAUAACUAUCCAUCAUGGCUAUGUUUCGGAGAGUCAUCUCUCUCAAUGCCUCCGCCCUUGCGAUGCGGCAGGCCAGAACCUCGAUUGCCCGCUCGCGAUUACUGUCGGUACCUGUGACUCGGUUCCGUACCUAUUCCUCGACCAGUCCCCGACGGCAACAGGCCUUCCAGUCGCAAAUUGAUAGCACCCUCAAUUCCUCUGCCCUCCAGUCCUCUCUAAACUCCACCGCCCCGACCAACCCACAGACACUUACCGAGAAGAUUGUACAACUUCACGCAGAUGGCCUCCGUGAAGGAAGAAAAGUCAGAGCUGGAGAUUAUAUUACGCUGCGGCCUCAUAAGAGCAUGACCCACGAUAACUCUUGGCCUGUAAUUACCAAAUAUAUGGAAAUGGGCGCCACCAGGGUCAACGAUAAUCGCCAGGUCGUCAUGACACUUGACCAUGAUGUACAAAACGAUUCCGAACAAAAUUUACGCAAAUACCGCCUAAUCGAGGAGUUCGCCAAAAAGCAGGGCAUAGAUUUUUAUCCUGCUAAACACGGGAUCGGGCACCAAAUUAUGAUUGAAGAAGGCUACGCCUGGCCAGGAACCGUCACCGUUGCUAGCGACAGUCACUCAAACAUGUACGGUGGUAUCUCGUGUCUUGGCACGGCCAUCGUCCGCUCAGACGCCGCAAGUGUCCUGGCAACCUCUACAAUAUUCUGGCAAGUUCCACCAAUUGCGAAAAUUACUUUCACGGGCGUCCUGCCUCCGGGAGUCACGGGAAAAGAUACGAUUAUUGCCCUAUGUGCUAUGCUCAAAUCCGAUGUGCUUAACAUGUGCGUAGAGUUCACCGGGUCUAAGGAGACUCUGGCAAGCAUCCCUAUUUCCGAACGCUUGACAAUCGCCAACAUGACAACCGAAUGGGGAGCGCUAUCAGGACUCUUCCCUAUGGACGAUAUGCUUAUCUCAUGGUACCGCGCCAGAGCCACAAUCGCAGCCAUGUCUGAUAGUCCUACCAAGGAUCGUAUAAAUCACAAGCGGAUUGACGAGCUUUUGGAAAACCCUCUAGUUGCUGAUCCUGGUGCUACAUAUGCCAAGGAAUUUUAUCUUAACCUAUCCACCCUUUCGCCCUUUGUUGCUGGUCCCAACUCUGUCAAAGUUGCCACCCCUGUUAAGAAGCUCGAGACUCAGGAUAUUGCUAUAGACAAGGCAUAUCUUUUGAGUUGCACCAACGGCAGGAGUACGGAUUUUGCUGCUGCUGCUCGUGUCUUCCGCGAGGCCGGCAACGAUGGCAAGCCUGCUAAGGUUCAUCCUCGUGUCAAGUUAUACCUUGCACCUGCAUCUCUAGCUGAACAGCAGAUGGCGGAAGAGGCCGGGGACUGGCAGAUCCUCGAACAGUCUGGAGCUGAGCUACUCCCGGCCGGAUGUGGCCCUUGUAUAGGCUUAGGCCGUGGCUUACUUGAGGAAGGCGAGGUAGGCAUAUCAGCGAGUAAUAGAAACUAUAAAGGGCGCAUGGGUAACCCCAAGGCACUGUGUUAUCUCGCCAGCCCCGAGGUAGUCGCAGCCAGUGCUAUUCAGGGUAAGAUUGCUAGCCCUGGUUGGUACCUGAAGCCCGAAGGUGUUGAGAAGGUUAUCUUUGGUGAGGGGACCGGUGACUUUGUUGCCGACAAAGCUCGCUCUAUUGGAGAUGCUUUUGACCAAAUCAUUGGUGAGAUGGAGAACAUGAUUGGCGCUGCUGAAGGAGCCGCUGAGGAAUCGGCCAGCCCAGUGGCCACUGAAGAUGAGACCUUGACAGACGUCCUCCCGGGCUUCCCCGAGAAGAUUGAGGGCGAGAUUGUUUUCUGCGACAAUGACAACAUCAAUACUGAUGGUAUCUACCCCGGACGCUACACCUACCAGGACGGCCUGACCACAGAGCAAAUGGCUAAGGUGUGCAUGGAGAACUAUGAUACCGAGUUCCGCAAUGUUGUUAAACCAAACGAUGUGCUGGUGACCGGAUUCAACUUUGGGUGCGGUUCUUCCCGUGAGCAGGCUGCCACUUCUAUCCUAGCCAAUCAGAUUCCUCUCGUUGUUGCUGGUAGCUUCGGUAACAUCUUCAGCCGCAAUAGCAUCAACAACGCUCUUCUUGGAAUUGAAAUCCCGAAAUUGGUCGAGCGGCUUCGUGAAGCGUACAAGGAUGACGCGGAGAAGCCCCUGACUCGCCGUACAGGCUGGAAGCUACUUUGGGACGUCCGUCGCUCCAAAGUCAUUAUUACAGAGCAGGAUGGCACCUCCUGGGAGCAAAAGGUCGGUGAGAUGCCUCCCAGCGUUCAAGAAAUCGUCGCCAAGGGAGGUGUAGUAAAGUGGGUGCAGUCUAAGAUGCAGAGUUAAAAUGUGCUCGAGAAGAGUGAGUGCAAACUGCGGGGUUGGCACAUAUGCGAACGGCUGGCGUUAUGAUUCACCCGAGUCUAUAGAACUAAGACACCCAUACCGAAUAGUCCGACCUACGGUAUAAAAUAUAUAACCUUCAUUCUGCAUGUCCCGCAGGCGGCGGGAUGGCAGGGUGCAGAGCCAGGAUAGCCGAUCGAGCUGAAAGGGGAGGGAGAGGGAGAGAAAAGAGGAAGAGAAAUGUCGAGAGCACAAGCCGAUGGAGGAGGAUAGAUAUCGGUUUAUUUAUAUGCGCCCUAGGUGAUAGAGGGGGCACAGGAGGUGGAUGGGACAACCUAAGAAUACAUUCGCAAUAUACACUAAAUACUGCGUGUCAGCUCUACACCCAAUAUAAACAAAUACCACAAUACAGUUAUUAAUGCCA